AUGUUGAAAAAAUUUGGACAAAAUAGAGAAUAUCAAUCUGAAUCAACAGAAUUAGAUUUAAAACGAACAUAUAUUAAACAUGAACGGCAAAAUUUACUUGACUCUUCUAUUAUUCAAUUACCUCAAUCAAUGCAAAAAAGUAAUGAAACAUUAUUUAUGUCAUCGGUUGAAAAAGCUCGAUUACGAAAUGAAGGUUUAUUAAAAUCAAUUCAAAAAUUAAAUCGUGAAAUUGAUACACAUUUAAAACAACCAGAUGAUAAUAAAUUUGCAAUAUUAAAAAGUAAUUAUUGGGAUAUGGUUAGUAAAUUAUUACCAGUCUGGGAACGUGAAUUAACAGAUUAUGAAAAACGAAAACGACGUGAACAUGGAAAUAAUGUACAAGAUGUAUAA
Molecule: messenger RNA, 390 nt
Organism: Adineta steineri
Lineage: Eukaryota; Metazoa; Rotifera; Eurotatoria; Adinetida; Adinetidae
Source: the annotation of a GenBank genome assembly